AUGCGAAUCCUUCUGCCGGUGCUUCUUGCUCUCGCAAGUUGCAAUAUUGCCCAGGGGGAUCAACAUCACCAUGGUCAUCAACAUCACCACGAGAAACGCAAGAGCGCGAGUGCGGUGCCACAUUUCACUCCAGUGCCUCAAUUGCCAAAGAACUCGUCGUCAGCUCUACCGCCUCUCUAUCAGCCGUAUUCGAAGAACAGACCCAAGUUCGAGAAUGAAGCUCUGGUCCGACAUCUGUCUCAACAUCCGCGGGAAAGACUUGAUAACCUUGAUGCCGGUCCAGGCUUUGGCUCCAGCUCCCUACGCAAGAGAGACCUGCCUGUAGGUAGUUGUGCGCCUGGAGUGCCAUGCACAAAUGGAGCAUGUUGUUCCAAGACCGGCGUUUGUUCAUAUGCGCCCUCGAGUUGUGGGGCGGACGUCUGCAUCUCCAACUGCGACGCGAAGGCUCCUUGUGGCCAAUACGCCAACCCAGAUAACGCAACAUGCCCUCUCAACGUAUGUUGUUCACAAUAUGGAUUCUGCGGCAGUACGGAUGACUUCUGUGGCACUGGUUGCCAGGAGGGAUUUGGCGGCUGUGGACCAGCCCCGACUCCUUCUUGCUCUAGUGGUAGUAACUCUGCUUCUGCACGACGCAUCGGGUACUACGAGAGCUGGGCAACCCAGCGGCCUUGUGAUGUGGUUACACCUGAAGACCUCAAGCUGACGGGUCUGACGCACCUCAAUUUCGCCUUCUCUUUCUUCGAUCCCUCUACCUUCCAGAUCUCACCCAUGGACUCAAAUGCGGCUUCCCUUUACACACGCUUCACGGCACUGAAGAGAAAACAGCCAGGUCUGCAGACCUGGCUGUCAGUUGGCGGCUGGUCUUUCAAUGAUGCCACGAAUACGCCUGACACGCAGCAUGCGUUCAGUAACAUGGUCGGCUCCGCGGCAAAUCGUCAAGCCUUCAUUAGUUCUCUGCGCAAUUUCAUGCAGACAUACGGCUUUGAUGGCGUGGAUAUCGACUGGGAAUACCCUGCCGCCAGCGAUCGAGGCGGUGUUGCAGCUGACUUUUCCAACUUCUCAAUCUUUCUUGCCGAGUUGAGGGCCUCGUUCGGGAGCGGACUAGGAAUCAGUGCUACACUUCCGUCUUCAUACUGGUACCUUCAGCAUUUUGACGUUCUCAACAUGGAGCCAAGCGUCGACUGGUUCAACUUUAUGAGCUACGACAUUCAUGGUGUCUGGGACUCGCGCAACAAGUUCACCGGUCCUUAUAUCCGCCCCCACACGAAUCUUACUGAGAUCAGCGACGGCCUUUCCCUGCUGUGGAGGGCGGGAGUCUCUCCCUCCAAGGUCAUGCUUGGGCUAGGCUGGUACGGCCGUUCUUUUACGCUCGCGGAUCCGUCUUGCACCACGCCGAACGGCGCAUGUCAGUUCACCACCGGCGGUACCGCGGGACAGUGCACAAAAUCAUCCGGAACCCUUUCCAACGCCGAGAUUAAACGGAUUCUAGCGACCGGCAAGGGAACUGAGUCUUAUGAUGCCACUGCAGGCGUCCGCUGGCUCACCUUCGAUUCAAACCAGUGGGUGAGCUUCGACGAUGGAGUCACAAUGCAGCAGAAGAUUUCCUUCGCCAACAGCCUGUGCCUUGGGGGUACUUUGAUUUGGUCAAUCGAUCAAGACAACACCGCCGGCGAUAGUAUGAAUGACUUGAUGGGCAUCGGUACGGCAAACGGGGUGUCGGAGGCAGCUGCCGCUUCCUUCAAGGAGCAGAUGGCCAAUGCGACGCUCCAGGACGCUGUUGCGUCGAGCUGCUACUGGUCACUAUGUGGAGGGACCUGUACGGCCGGAUAUUUUGAUGUGACUGAGGCACGCGGCCAAAUUGCCGGCUUCCAACAGAACUCGGUCUGCGCUCCAGGCGAGCUUCAAAAGCUAUGUUGCGCUCCAGGAACCACGAUGGGCACCUGUCAAUGGGAGGGUUUCAGGGGUGUGGGCAUGCCCUGUUCACCGGCAUGCUCCGACCCCGACGCCACCAUUGUUGCACGUAAUACCAACUCGUACCAGUCGAAUGACGGGGGACAGAUUGAGGACCUGACCUGCACCGGUGGCUUCCAAGCAUAUUGCUGCAAGGGAUUUGUCCCUUCAUCCAUCACCAAUUCAGGUAAUCUCUUGCUGUACACGGACACCUCUAUGCUUUCCAAACGAGACGGUUCAACCAAUGGUCUUAGUCUCUACACGGGCGCCCACGGUGUUGAAAAGCGUAGUUUUGCUAUGCCCUUGCUGGCCAGCGAGUUGGGGGUUCUCUGUGUCGCUGACCUCGCACCAUCACUUCUUUCGGCAUCGUUCACUUUCGGCCUGUCUCUUGCUGCGGAGGGGGCAAUAUGCGCUGCGGCCACCGGUGCCCUCCUCUCCGGUGUGGCCGUCCUCGGCUGGAAAAUCUUUGACAGCAUAACUGGAUGGCUCUUUGGUGGUUCUCCAUCCAAACCAAACGUUGGAGUCCCAACAACGGUGGCGGGCCGGUCUUCAUACGGCCAGUGGCCGCUGCUCGACUUCAGCGGUGGCACCACGACGAGUACCUGCGACUGCGCGGUCACAUAUACAUGUCGAUAUGGCAUGGGCUGGGAUGAAGUCUGUGAUAACCAAAGGUGGGCCAUCGACAAGCUGCUCAAUGGAAAGACUGUCUAUCAGCCGUUGGCAGCCGGCCGCGCUCCUGGUGCCAAUCAGGCGCUAUGGAAAGGUCAGCGCCACCCGGGAUACCGAACCGCGGCCCAAGUCAAGAUCCCGGGCAAGAGAUACAGAUGUGAAGUGGACGAGUUUCCUAUGGGCAACCUCAUGGAAUCAGGAGGUGGCUCCCCGCAGGCGUGCCGUCUCGUCAACGGCGCUGCGAAUGGGAAACAGGGAUCAGAUUGGAAUAUGUGGAAGUUGGCACAGUGGAAGCCUUGCUCGGCGUACCGCUCUGGGGUGUGUGGUAUCAGAGAUAAUGGACCGCCUGCGACUUGGGCGUUUGGGAAGCUACCUGCGGGUCGCGGUAAAGGGAGUGGUCAACACUUCAUCGAUGCUUAUGGCUUUGAUGAGCAGACGGCCGGCUCGUCUUGCUGGGCUACCUACACAUGGACCCGUGUCCCUGGAAGUAUCGAAACCUCUACGCCUGUUGACCAUGGCUUCCGCGUUCUUGAUGAUGAUCCCAUGUAUGGUCGCGCCUUUGGAUGGGGUCGACAGUCCUGGCAUGAGGAUCCAGCCCCGAUGACGAUGUCUAAUCGACCUUAUAAUUACCAACCGGUGGUCAACCAAAAAAGAGGCCCCUUGGGCAACGACACGUGGGACGAGCAGGACAGCGACCUAGCCGGUGUCUGCCACGCAGACUUCGGAUCACUCGAAUCUAGCAAACAGGAUGCUCAUCGUGAUCUUAACUACGACGAUCUCCUCUUUGUCGACUUGGAAGGUAACCCUGUGGACGGUCGAACCUGCAAUAUCAUCUACGAGGAUAGCGACCCGCACUCUGAAGUACGUCUCAUGCUUGACGAGGAGGGUAAUGUCGUGGAAGUUUAUGUGGGUGACUCGGAGGCCGGCUUGUGGACAAGACAGGCGGUCAAAAGCUCCCAUCCUGAUGCUGUGACUGUUGAACCCUCCACCGUCACUGUCACGACGGGCGUUGCGGCGGGCAGCGAGUCUCGCCCCACGAUGGUAUUCCCUACCAGUACGAUUGGCCACCAAACGGGGUCUGGCAGCAUAGUGACACCGGCGCCGUAUGCUGAUGGUCUUUGA
Penicillium oxalicum is the source of this 3741-nucleotide messenger RNA. Its product is annotated as glycoside hydrolase family 18 protein. The transcript has 5 exons. Lineage: Eukaryota; Fungi; Ascomycota; Eurotiomycetes; Eurotiales; Aspergillaceae. The record is from RefSeq and is a predicted model, not a curated record. Gene Ontology annotation, molecular function: hydrolase activity, hydrolyzing O-glycosyl compounds; chitin binding. Gene Ontology annotation, biological process: carbohydrate metabolic process. Bases 1 to 3741 code for a protein of 1246 amino acids.